CGCGAAUUCCAAACCCCAGAUACAAUGGCCUUUAAUCCAGGAAACAACCAAGGAACGGGGUUUUCGUUCGGUUCUUCAGCACCAAAUAAUACAUCUAACCAAGGAGCUGGUGCCUCUUCCAACACAAAUUUGUUUGGAGGAAAUUCGGGCAACACUGGAGGUUUGUUUGGAUCAGCUUCGAAUACCGCAAAACCAGGAGGAGGCUUUGGUUUUGGCUCCAACGCAUCUGAUUCUGGCAAUAAGCCCAGUUUUUCCUUUGGACAGUCUAACCCAUCGGGGAAUGCUCCAUUAUUCGGUGGCUUGAAUAAGCCUGCGGCAGAAGCACCGACUGGUCCUACUGCAAGUGCCAAUACUAACCAGCCGACUACUCAACCAUCCGGUACCAGUGGCUUUUCUUUUGGUGCCAAGCCAGCAGCUCCAACAACCUCAGCUUCCAGCACCGGUGGCGGGAUUACGUUCGGAGGUGGCCUUGGUUCUGGUGGUGGCUUAUUCGGACAGAAACCCGCUACUAAUGCUGCAGCCAUUCCAUCUACAGCACCGGCCCAAGAUAAGCCUGCCGCUGGAGGAUUCAGUUUUGGAAAAGCUGCAGGAAGUGCUUCGGAAAACAAACCUAGUCCCGCAACGACAGGCGGAUUUUCUUUUGGAGGUGGUGGAACCAGUACUAAUGCUGCAGCCACUCCAUCUACAGCACCGACCCAAGAUAAACCUGCCGCUGGAGGAUUCAACUUUGGAAAAGCUGCAGAAAGUUCUUCUGACAACAAACCAAGCCCCGCUCCGACAGGCGGAUUCUCUUUCGGAGGUGGUGGAACCAGUACUGCUGGUGCCGCCAAGCCUGCUGAAAGCAAACCACUAUUUUCUUUUGGAGGAGGAGCUGGAAGUGGAAAUAAAUUAGGUACUACCACUACUACACCUGCUUCAACCGAAGCUAAUAAACCAUCGACUGAUACCACGAAACCAAGUACUACAGCCCCUGCCCAGCCUUCCAGUGGAUUCUCUUUUGGUAAGCAAGACUCUACCACUAAGCCUACAACAACAACAACCACUGGCUCACUAUUUGGUUCCAAACCCGCAGAGUCUAAUGUAACCAAACCUGAUGCUACUAAAGAUACUGCUUCUAAGUCUACCGCUACCGUACCGGUGGAAUCUCCACCCUCAUCUAUCAAGCAUAAAACCUUACAAGAAAUCCUUAACAAAUGGUCGUCGGACCUCACUACUCAGACCACAGUAUUUAACAAACUUUGCGAUCAGGUCGCUGACUGGGAUAAGGCUUUAAUAGAUAACGGAGCGUUAAUUUCCAAAUUAUAUGCAGAAACUGUCGAUGCUGAACAGUUAUCAAAUCGAGUUGAUGAUGGACUUGAAUAUGUUUCCUCUAGCCAACAGGAGCUCUUUAAAUUGUUAGAUUCUUAUGAAGCACAGCUUGAAUCCUUUGAUGGUCGCACACCUACUGCACCUAACGUAGAGCGCGAGCGUGCGUUUAACGUUGCCGAUGAUAUUUUGAGUCGCCUCGAUAGGCUCGGCGAAGAUUUAGGAACUGUAAUAAAUCAAAUGAAUGACUUCUCGAAGCCCGAUGAUUCUAUUUCUGAAAUCGUUAAGGUGCUGAAUGCUCAAGUGGCAAGUUUGGGAUGGGUGGAAAAUAGGAUAUUCCAAAUGGAAGAAAAAAUAGAAAGUGUCAAAAAAAGGAGCAAUGAUGUUUUAUUUUAAAUUAAAAGACACUACAGAUGUUAAUUAGGGAUAUCGUUUAAUGUUACUCUCUUUCUUUGGUAUCCAUAAGUCUAGUAUUUAUAGACAUAAGCAAUAUGAGAAUAGUUGUACAUAUAAAUUGGCCAUCAGGUA
Messenger RNA from Schizosaccharomyces cryophilus OY26, 1833 nucleotides. Its product is annotated as nucleoporin Nsp1. Bases 25 to 1701 code for a protein of 558 amino acids. Gene Ontology annotation, cellular component: nuclear pore central transport channel; nuclear pore. The transcript is spliced from 2 exons. Gene Ontology annotation, molecular function: structural constituent of nuclear pore; phospholipid binding. NCBI's taxonomy places the organism in Eukaryota, Fungi, Ascomycota, Schizosaccharomycetes, Schizosaccharomycetales, Schizosaccharomycetaceae. Gene Ontology annotation, biological process: RNA export from nucleus; protein import into nucleus. The record is from RefSeq and is a predicted model, not a curated record.